GCCACAGCAAUGGAUGUUGAAGAACGGCCACUCAAACUGUACUCCAUUCCAUACCUAGCAGCCGGACAUAUAAUCCCUCUCUCCGACAUAGCCAGACUCUUCGCCUCACGCGGCCAUCACGUCACCAUCAUCACCACUCCUUCCAAUGCCCAAAUCCUUUAUAAUCACAAAUCCAACAACUUCCGCGUCCACACCUUCCAAUUCCCUUCCCAAGAAGUGGGCCUCCCCGACGGCGCCGAAAGCAUGUCCUCAGCCACUGACACCGACAACUCUGUUAGGAUGUACGAGGCCAACUUGCUACCCCAAGAACCCAUCGAGAAUUUGGUGGAGCAAGACCCACCCGACUGUAUCGUAGCGGACUUUUUGUACCCGUGGGUGGAUGAUUUGGCAAACAAGUUUCACAUCCCCAGAUUGGCCUUCAAUGGUUUCUCCCUCUUUACCAUCUGUGCCAUGGAAUCUCUCAAGGCACACCCCAUCGAUGAUUCCACCGGUUCAUUUGUGAUUCCAGAUUUUCCUCACCAUAUCACCCUCAACGCAACACCACCCAAGGUCUCCAAGGAAUUCAUUGAUCCCCUGCUCACUGUAGCGCUCAAAAGCAAUGGGUUUAUCAUCAACAACUUCGUGGAGCUUGACGGAGAAGAGUACGUCACCCAUUACGAGAAAAACACGGGUCACAAGGCAUGGCAUCUUGGCCCAGCCUCUCUUAUUUGCAGAACAGCAGAAGAGCAAGCAGAGAGGGGCCAAAAGAGCGUGUUGAGCGUGCACGAGUGCCUGAGUUGGCUUAACUCAAAGAAGGACAACUCGGUGCUCUACAUAUGCUUUGGGACCAUUUGCUAUUCCCCUGAUAAGCAGUUGUACGAAAUGGCAUGCGGGAUAGAAGCAUCAGGUAAGGAUUUCAUAUGGGUGAUUCAUGCGAAGAAAGGGAAAGAGGACGAGAGCGAGGAGGAGAAGAACAAGUGGUUACCAAAGGGGUUUGAGGAAAGGAAUCGAGAGAGAGGGAUGAUUAUCAGAGGAUGGGCCCCGCAGGUGCUGAUACUCUGCCACCCCGCCGUCGGUGCUUUCCUGACGCAUUGCGGGUGGAACUCCACCGUGGAGGCCGUCAGCGCUGGUGUUCCGAUGAUCACGUGGCCGGUGCAUAGCGAUCAGUUCUACAACGAGAAGCUGAUAACUCAAGUGCGGGGUAUUGGAGUGGAGGUGGGAGCAGAGGAGUGGACAGUGAUUGGUUUUGCGGACUGUGAAAAAUUGGUGGGCAGGGAUCGCAUAGAGGAAGCAGUGAGGGGGUUGAUGGACGGUGGUGAUGAAGCUGACAUUAUCAGACGGCGCGCUCAAGAGUUUGGAAAAAAGGCUAGAGAAGCUGUUCAAGAAGGUGGAUCGUCCCACAAGAAUUUGACGGCCUUCAUUGAUGAUCUUAAGCGAUUGAGAGACUGUAAGCCGCUCGAUUAA
Molecule: messenger RNA, 1443 nt
Organism: Gastrolobium bilobum
Lineage: Eukaryota; Viridiplantae; Streptophyta; Magnoliopsida; Fabales; Fabaceae
Product: scopoletin glucosyltransferase-like
Exons: 1
Coding region: 10-1443 (477 amino acids)
Molecular function (GO): UDP-glycosyltransferase activity
Source: RefSeq, a predicted model, not a curated record